This is a messenger RNA of Coccidioides immitis RS, 654 nucleotides long. RefSeq names its product intracellular protease/amidase. The transcript is spliced from 2 exons. NCBI's taxonomy places the organism in Eukaryota, Fungi, Ascomycota, Eurotiomycetes, Onygenales, Onygenaceae. The coding region runs from base 1 to 654 and encodes 217 amino acids. The record is from RefSeq and is a predicted model, not a curated record.
AUGGCACAGCAGCUUGUUUGCGCGCCCGAGAAGGAAGAGGUGAACCGACACAGGAUCGGAUCGCUUAAAAAAGGGGGCCAUCGCGAGAGAGCAAAGUCACCGCCGAAAAAGCACGGCAUGAUACUCUUCCAGGCGUUCCAGCUCCUCGACGUGUUGCAGCGGCGCCACGAACUGGUCCUCCACCUGCUCUCCGACACCCUCGAGCCGAUAACGUCGCAGCCCAAGACCCCCGGCCAUGAAUCCCAAGGACUCCUCUUUUUUUCCCCGCUGUGCUGCCCACGCACACCUACGACGACGCGCUCGUCGACCUCGACGUCCUCCUCGUUCAUCGCCAAGGCGUACCCGCGGCUGGACUACCUCGUGGCGAUCUGCACCGGCGUAGGACUAGCGGCCAAGGCAGGCGUCCUGGACGGGAAGAGAGCGACGACAAACAAGGCGUCGUGGGAGAGAAUCGUUCCUUCGGGGCCCAGGGUCAAGUGGGAGCGUCGUGCGCGGUGGACGGUGGACGGCAAGUUGUGGACGUCGUCGGGCGUCACGGCCGGGCUGGACAAUGACGCUGGCAGGCGAAUAGAAAUUGCGAAUCCACUGGAAUAUGAGAGGAACACUGAACCGGACGGAGAUCCGUUCGCCGAUGUCUUCAAAGAGGCAGCAUGA